CGGUGAACGCCUCUUAAUGAGCGCAAACAAAGUGCAGCCGGAGAGAAGUGAAAGUGACAGCGGGAGUUCACACCGAUGCACGGGGACAGAGAGACGGAUAGAAAACCGCUGAACGUAACACCGACGUGUGUUAUGACAGGAAGAAGUCCAAAGCCGCAGAACUGGUUUGCUUUGCUUCCUGUUGCUAUAAAGUCGUCUUGAGUCGCACUUUGAAUGCGCUGAGUCCACUGACAGCUUCGACGGAGACACGGACAGACACGCUACAGACAUGGAGAAUGGAAAGACCCGCCUGCAGCAGACCCAGGAUGACGUGGAGGAGGUGAAGGUCAUCAUGCUGGACAACCUGAAUAAAGCUGAAGAGAGAAGCGGCAAACUGGGUGAGCUGGAGGACCGGGCUGAUGUUCUGCUGGAAAAGAGUAAAGCCUUUGAAAAGACCGCCAACCAGGUGAAGCAAAAGAAAAGAUGGGAGAGCAAGAAGAUGAGGGUGGUGUUUAUUGUCAUUGGAGUAGUAGCAGGACUUGUCAUUGUGGCACUUAUCAUCUUUGCCAGCAUACAAGGAUAAUGGCUUCGCUGUUGAUGAAAGGAAAAAGGUGUUGGGACUGAAGGGCAUGAUGUGAAUUAAGAUAAGAGGUCCUGGAAAAAAAUGAGUUUUUAUUGUUGAACUCCAGCAUUUUGCCUGAACUGCUAGGUCUGUGAUAUUUCUGUGUUUUGAGAUAUUUAUGGGAGUAUCGUUCCCAGUCUUCAUUUGUGUAAGUCUUCAGUUGAUAUGGUACCAUUGAUUGCUCGGCUGCUUCUUCUGUUGUCUUUCUUUACUUUUCAAAGGUCGUGUCUGCACAGCCCACAUUGGAAUGACACAGAAGUUCACAUGGAAAUUAAAAUUCUUAAAAGUCUGUUAAAUGAACAUCCACAGAAUCAAACCAGUCUGCUGUCCUUCCUGUUAUAUCUUACUGUCAUGACAAUUUGUUAAAAUUGCACCUAAAUAUCAAGUGCUGUGGUGCUACCCACCUCUUUAAGUACAACUAUUAAUUUCAAACAAUUUUAUGCAAAAACCAUUAGGUUGCUGCUGUUGUAAUUUGUACAGUAGUUCACAUUCACCCCUCAAAAUUCAUUUAAUGAUUAAGUUGAUGACAGGAAAGACAACAUGCCAAACUUUGUUAACAUGUGCCAGCUUCAGAUCACUUCAGAUAGGAAGGAAUGAACAAUUGUACUGAAACACAAUAUUUCAGAGAAUGAUUGUCCUUAAAUCAUUAAUAUGUGUGUUUUUUAUUUUAAUUUUGUUAUUCCAGAUUUUUUAUAGCUGCAGUCUCAUUUUUUUGUUCAUAUUAUUCCCUAAAACACAGAUUAUAAGGUCUUCUAAUUUUGAGCUGGUCCAUAUAUCACAUCAAUGUGGAAGAAGUUAAUGGAAAUUAAUGUCUUCAACUUCUCACAUUCUGGGUUAUUUUUGGCAAAUUACCAGUCUACACGAAUGUUUGGACCUGGGACUGUCAGUAGUGAAUUCAAAUGUUUCUGUUGAGAAUAACCAGUGACUCCUGGUGGUGAAUGUUUGUACUUCAGAGAAAUAUAUAGAGUGCAAAAUGCCUCGCAGCUAUAUGUCUAUUGUGUAAUCAGUUUAAACAGUUCACUUCUGUGUUAUCAUGGACACUUACUGUUUGCUAAUUGUGUGAAACUUUAAAAUGUAAUUUGGCCUCAAAUAUUGUAGGACGACAGUUAAUAUGAGGUGCAGGUGGUCUGUUUGGUCUCAAAUCAGAACCAUCAGUGUCUACUGCUGUUAAACCAACCAUGUGAAUCUCUUCAGAUAAUGUAAACCCAAUUAAAAUAUUGCAGUUAACAGGCAUACUCUAUAUUGUACAUGAACAUUUAAUGAAAGGAUCUGUUAGGAUUGUCAUGUUAUGCUGAUUUCAGCCGACUGCUUCAGAAUGUGUGUUGUGUCACCUUUGCACUCUAGUUUAAAAUUACAAAAGUAUUUACACCUAGAGAUGCUAUGCAGUAAAGCCAAACAACAGGGCUGUCCAGAUAAAGUGGAUUGUUAUGGUGAUUUAACAUGUUGAUUUAAAUGAUUUUGUUGUUACUAUGGUGAUAAGGUCUGCCUUUGUUUGAAAAUUUGCAGAGUUUUUAGCGUGCUAUGAGUUUGCAAUAAAUUGAAUGUCUGUUCCAUG
Amphiprion ocellaris (clown anemonefish) is the source of this 2156-nucleotide messenger RNA. RefSeq names its product vesicle-associated membrane protein 5 (gene vamp5). Bases 269 to 562 code for a protein of 97 amino acids. Gene Ontology annotation, biological process: vesicle fusion; vesicle-mediated transport; SNARE complex assembly. Gene Ontology annotation, molecular function: syntaxin-1 binding; SNAP receptor activity. The transcript is spliced from 3 exons. Gene Ontology annotation, cellular component: plasma membrane; SNARE complex. NCBI's taxonomy places the organism in Eukaryota, Metazoa, Chordata, Actinopteri, Pomacentridae. The record is from RefSeq and is a predicted model, not a curated record.